Messenger RNA from Echinops telfairi (small Madagascar hedgehog), 633 nucleotides. RefSeq names its product chromosome unknown C2orf74 homolog (gene DEMA1). The coding region runs from base 19 to 471 and encodes 150 amino acids. The record is from RefSeq and is a predicted model, not a curated record. The transcript has 4 exons. Lineage: Eukaryota; Metazoa; Chordata; Mammalia; Afrosoricida; Tenrecidae.
UUCAUCUUCCUCUUAUUGAUGGCUUUUUCGUGUAAAUGUUUCCAAAGAAAGACUUGUCAAGAUGGCGCAGACGGUGAAUGUCUAGGAGAAGCCAGUUCAGAGGACACCGGGGAGCCCGGCACGUCAGGAGGCCCAGAAAAGAGCACCUUCACGCAUCUCAUGGACGCCCCGGCGAAGCCUGGCAUUCUUAUCCAGAAACAGAGGGAGGAAGUGGUGAACCCAGCCUUGGGCAUGUACUUGCAGCCUAAGGAGGACACCCAGGCCAAGAUCACAGAGAACAAAGAAUCCCAGGAUGCUGACAAAUCUGCCCAGGAGAGUAAGAGCGUGAUGAGGUUUGCGCUCCCCGAAGAAGAAGACCCCAAGAGACGGCUGAAAGGAGUGACGUUUUCGAGGGAGGUGAUCGUGGUGGACCUGGGGAAGGCUUCCCCGACCCCUCAGAGCUACACCCGGGAGCACAAGGAGAGGAAAUGAAGCUCCCAGAAAAGCGCAGUGUGAAGGCAGUGGGGCCCAGGACCCAGAGGAGUGUCGGGGUGGGGGGCACACAGUCGUGUGGAAGCAGCCGCUCACUGGGGAAGUGGGCCCAGGCAGAGAGCAUUUGAAUCUUUGUGCAGCACUUCAGGCUGCGUGCACAGU